Messenger RNA from Poecilia reticulata (guppy), 7514 nucleotides. It is a transcript of the gene mpdz, whose product is annotated as multiple PDZ domain crumbs cell polarity complex component. NCBI's taxonomy places the organism in Eukaryota, Metazoa, Chordata, Actinopteri, Cyprinodontiformes, Poeciliidae. Gene Ontology annotation, molecular function: protein binding. The record is from RefSeq and is a predicted model, not a curated record.
GUUUGGCCCCAAUGAGUGUGAGGGCCGCCAGCAAGGGGCGCUUUUCAGCUCCGGCUGAACCGGUGGUGAAAAUGUCCACAGAGAGGAUCGAGUUACUCUACGCCCCAUCUUUAAGCCCCGGUCAGUGCGCCGUUAGCCGCAGGACAACAGAGGAAACUAUACGGGGAGGAAGACUGGCUGUCUGGGAGAGAAACAGCUCCACACUCAUUGUUAGCUAAUUAGAAGGAAAUAAUGAGACGCCUGCUGCUGCUGCUCACUGUCGGGAAAAGGCCUUGAAAAAGGGAGAAAACUUCAUGAUCACCUGACGGCUAAAAAAUGAUAGAAACAAUUGAUACCCAGCGUGCCUUGCAGGCGGUGGAGCGUCUCCAGGCCAAACUGAAGGAGCGGGGGGAGGUGCCCACCGAGGAGAAGCUCAGCCUGCUCAGAUCGGUGCUUCAAAGCCCACUCUUCCACCAGAUCCUGGCCUUGCAAAAGUCUGUCCAGCAUCUCAGAGAUCAGGGUAGCAUCACAUCACCCAGAGGAAGUGACCUCAAUGACCACAGCAUCAAAGCCAAUGGCAGCCAUGCUUCCUACUCAGAUGACUCAGCAACUUCUCACAUCAACGGGAAAACGUCUCUGGAAGAAUUUGAGGGCAUCAUCCACUCUAUGGCCCAGGGUCGCUACGUGUCCCAUGUGGAGCUGCAGAAACCAGCGUCAGGGGGCCUCGGCUUCAGCGUGGUGGGGCUAAAGAGUGAGAACCGUGGAGAGCUGGGAAUCUUUAUUCAAGAAAUUCAACCAGGAAGUGUUGCCCACUGUGACGGGAAGCUAAAGGAAGCGGACCAGAUUCUGGCCAUAAACGGUCAACCUCUGGACCACACGGUCACCCACCAACAAGCCAUCAGCAUCCUGCAGAGCGCUUCAGAGAAGGUGCAGCUCUCCGUGGCCAGGGGGCCGAUACCUCAGCUGACCAGUCCGGUUGUGUCACGCACACCCUCUGCUGCUAGCACGUUAUCAGCCCACUCCAGCAAGUGGCAGCACGUGGAGACGAUUGAGUUAGUAAAUGACGGCACUGGUCUCGGGUUUGGGAUUGUUGGAGGAAAAACUACGGGGGUUAUUGUCAAAACCAUACUUCCUGGAGGCGUCGCAGAUCAGGAUGGACGCUUACGAAGUGGGGAUCACAUCCUGCGAAUCGGAGACACCGACCUGUUUGGCAUGGGCAGCGAUCAGGUGGCCCAGGUCCUCAGGCAGUGCGGCAACAGGGUGAAGCUGGUUGUUACCAGGGGGCCUGUGGAGGAGACGCCGUCUGCCGUCAUGUCUGUGGUGCUCCCCACUGUCGCUGAGCAGCAGGGAAGCGAAGAAGAGGAGAUUGAAGCAUUUGAUGUGAGCCUAAGCAAGAACACACAGGGACUGGGCAUCACUAUUGCUGGCUAUGUUGCAGAUAAGAAUUCAGAGCCCUCUGGCAUCUUUGUAAAGAGCAUAACAAAAGACAGCGCGGUGGAUCAGGAUGGCCGGAUUCACGUUGGAGACCAGAUAAUCGCCGUGGAUGGCGUAAACAUUCAGGGGUACACCAAUCAACAGGCAGUGGAAGUUCUCAGACACACCGGCCAGACAGUCCACCUUAAGCUGAUCCGGCGAGGCUUCAGGCCCGACGAUGAGGAGGAACCCCCUACCGUGACCCCUAUCAUCUCCAUUUUGUCCCCUUCUGCCACCAUCCCGACCACAGCCACCGUCAUGAAGGAGCUGGAGUUGGAGAGGAGCACAGCUCAGCAGCCCACUCAAGCCAUCGUUGCUCAGAAGCAGUUCCAGACAACAGGAGAGGGAUCUGAUGUCAGCUGCGCUGUGGAUCAUCUAACAAAAGACAAACAUGGGCCGAAGUUAACACCUACUGAAGAAGACGAACUGAUGAAGAAAUGGCAAGAGAUUCUUGGUCCAAAUAAUGAAGUUGUGGUGGCUCAGGUGGAGAAGUUUACUGAGAACAGCGGCCUGGGCAUCAGUCUGGAAGCUAGUGGUGGUCAUCAUUACAUCCGUUCAGUCCUUCCCGAGGGACCAGUCGGCCGCUGUACAAAGUUGUUUAGUGGAGAUGAACUGCUGGAGGUGAAUGGGAUUUCUCUGAUCGGAGAGACCCAUAAAGAGGUGGUGAGAAUCUUGAAGGAGCUUCCCAUCUGUGUGUACAUGACGUGCUGUAGACCUGCUCCAGAUCUCCAGAUAGAUAUGGAUACGGUCCAGCCAGAACCAGAUGCUUUUCCUACAGAAUAUAAACUGAAGAAUAACAUCAGCAGUGCGCUGGUUUCUGAAGUUUCAGAGGCGAAUGACAUAGAAGAUCCCCAGGAUACAGUUACUGAAGAGGCAAUUGGAUCUCCUUUGGCCAUGUGGGAGAUGGAGAUCCAGAAUAUCGAGCUGGAAAAGGGAGAAGGGGGAUUGGGAUUCAGUAUUUUGGACUACCAGGACCCGCUGGACCCCUCCAAGACGGUGAUCGUGAUACGCUCGCUUGUUCCGAACGGUGUUGCGGAGACGGACGGCAGGCUUCUGCCCGGCGACCGACUCAUGUAUGUGAACAGCACAAACCUGGAGAACGCCACCCUCGAGGAUGCCGUCCAGGCACUCAAGGGGGCCAAGGUUGGAAAAGUCCAGAUUGGAGUCGCCAAACCUCUGCCUGGAAUAUGUGGAUAUUCCCAUUCUCCACACCCUUUUGGUGAGCAGGAAAUACCUUCAUCACCCAUCAUCCAUUCAUUUGACUUCAGCAGUGUUUUGAUUGAAGAAGGAGAGGAAGGAGGACUGACUGAGGGCGUCCUUUACCGAGCAGAACCUGCAUUGAUUGACACAAGUGACGGAGACCUAUCUGAUGAUAAGGUGUUAGAUCAUACUUACUCUGGGAUGGAGGACGACACAUUCCAGGCGUCGAUGAUCGCUCUCCACGGCAGCAGCUGCAGUGCUGACUUGGAUUGCCUGCAGUCUUCCACACCCAAGCUGACAGCCCGUCUGAACGUGUUGGACGAACACCCCGGCUUCGGAGACGACGCUCCGUCGUUCUCCACAGAGAAGUCGGCCUCUUACACUCCAGCGACUUUGUCAGGUCACAUCCCGGCGAUUAAUACCAUUCUAAGCAGCUCAGAUCAAUACUUGGCAAAGCACCCGGGCGAAGAACAAGAACCAGUCGGGUGCUCAGACUCCUACGGCCUGUUUGCAGAGAUAGAGGCCAAACACAUUGACCAGGUGGCACCCGUGGAGCAGCCUCUCUGUCUGAUCGAACCGGUCAUCUCUUUUAGAGAUACGGAAGACACAACGGAUAUGGAGAAGGCGAGUGUGAAAGAAUCUGCUGAAGACGACAACAAAGCAGCUCUGACCUCUGGGAGCAAUUUUGAAAGGACCAUCACAGUUGUCAAGGGCAACUGCAGCCUCGGGAUGACAGUGAGCGCCAUGAAAGAUGGUCUGGGGAUGGUGAUCCGCAGCAUCAUCCACGGGGGGUCCAUUAGCCGCGACGGUCGUCUGGGAGUGGGCGAUCUGAUCCUGGCCAUAAACGGAGAGCCCACCACCAACCUGUCCAACGUCCAGGCUCGUGCCAUGCUCAGGAGGCACUCUCUCAUUGGGCCAGACCUCGGAUCUGCUUGUGCACCCGAGGACGAUCUGUGCCCGUUUUAUGUUGUUACAUACGUCCCUGCUGAGUACCUGGAGGAGUACAAAGCCAGCCUCGAGCAAGCUAAGGAUGAUAUCUUCACUGAGACGCCUCAAGAAGAUAUUCCCAGCCUCCCAGAGCGGGAAGACGGCGAGGGAGAGGAGAGUGCCUCAUACAGCAACUGGAAUCAGCCAAGGAAAGUGGAGCUUUUCAGAGAGCCUGGUAAGUCCCUGGGGAUCAGCAUUGUCGGCGGCAGAGGGAUGGGCAGCCGCCUGAGCAACGGGGAGGUGAUGAGGGGCAUUUUCAUCAAGCACAUCCUGGAGGACAGCCCUGCUGGACAAAACGGGACACUGAAGACUGGGGACCGGAUAGUGGAGGUGGAUGGCGUAGAUUUACGAGAUGCAAGUCAUGAGGAAGCAGUGGAGGCCAUACGGAAGGCAGGCAACCCCGUUUCCUUCGUGGUCCAGAGUAUUAUUCACCGAGCCAGGCCUGAGUCGAUACAUAGCCCAGCUCCAUCUCCCGCAGUGGAGAAACGCGCCGCAGCUUUCACAUGCAUGCCAAAUCGCGCACGCCAGAAGCCGCCCCUGCCCUUUCUGCAGCUAAAUAGCCGCCGUGACUCCAGCCUUUGCAGCACUAAUCAAAGCUCCUUAGCACCUGCCCUCCCUCAGCAACCGCCAUCGAUAACGGACUCCGUCGAGGAGAGAGCCGUGCCGAAUUACAGCAAGGACAAGGAGGGUGACAGUCACAGUAGAGUUUUUCUCCGCCUCUCCCCAACUAACCCUUUCACUCCUACCCCGUUUAAGGUUUGUGCGUCUUUGUGUUGUGCCUCCCACCUCUCACCUCUGCGAAUGCUUGGACAGAUACAUUCACGUGCCGCACCGGCGAAGCGUGAAGCGCCAAAGGCAUCUCCCACCGGCUCCGUCCUCCCCCUGCCAGUGGUGCCCCAUGUGGGAGAGAGCGAUACAGACAAGCUCGCUGAUAUUCCUGGAAGACCUGCAGAAACGGUUGAGCAGAGCAAGGAGGAGGAGGAGGAAGAAGAAGAAGAAGACGAAGAAGAAGAAGAGGAGGACGAGUUUGGAUACAGUUGGAAGAACAUAAUCCAGCUCUACGGCAGCCUCCCGGGUGUCCUACACAUGAUUGAGCUGGAGAAAGGCAAGACGGGCCUGGGUCUCAGCCUGGCAGGGAACAGGGACCGCUCCCGCAUGAGCGUGUUUGUGGUGGGAAUAGACCCCAACGGAGCAGCGGGCAGGGACGGACGGAUGGGCGUGGGGGACGAGUUACUGGAAAUAAACGGACAAGUUCUUUAUGGCCAAAGUCAUCAGAACGCAUCUUCCAUUAUCAAGAGCUCCCCAUCCAAAGUUAAAAUCAUCUUCAUCAGGAACACAGAGGCACUGAACCAGAUGGCCGUGGGACCUGUGAGAGAGCAAGAGGGAGACACAACAGAGUCCCAAACUGAGCCAAAAACAUCUCCCGCCAACGACGACGACACUUCGACACGUGUUCAUCACGUCAUAAAGGUGGAGGAGGACGGCAUCGCGUUUGUAGACGGGAACACGGAGUCCGGCGUUGAGAUUCAGAGCAUAUCCGAAGCAACCGAACACACGGGAAAUGACGGCUGCAUGAAACCAGGGGACAAACUGUUGGCCGUGAACGGGGAAUCAGUUCUUGGAUACACAGUUGAAAAGGUGAAUUCUUUAUUGAGAAAGGCCAAAGGUCCAGUGAAGCUCACAUUUGUAACAAAUGAGACCGUGUCCUCCUACCCAACUCCCCAUUCGGCUUGUCCGGACACCGUUAGCUCAGACGGAGGACACGCCAGCUCUCCCAGCAUGCCUGCCGCCGCGCCGAGUACUUUAAGUCAGCCGGAAGCAGAGAUAAACACCGGUCUGAGUCGCUCCUCCACCCCGUCCACGCUGGCCUGCGACCCGGCAACCUGCCCCAUCAUCCCCGGCUGCGAGACCACCAUUGAAAUCUCCAAAGGCCGCACCGGGCUGGGCCUGAGCAUCGUGGGGGGCUGCGACACCCUGCUGGGAGCCAUUAUCAUCCACGAAGUGUAUGAAGAAGGAGCAGCCUCCAAGGAUGGCAGACUUUGGGCAGGAGAUCAAAUCCUAGAGGUGAACAGCAUUGACCUGCGAGCAGCCAGCCACGAUGAAGCCAUCAACGUGCUGCGGCAGACGCCCCAGAAGGUUCGGCUGACAGUCUACAGGGAUGAAGCCCAGUACAAGGAGGAAGAGCUGUGGGACUCCUUCACUGUGGAGCUGCAAAAGAAGCCGGGCCAGGGUCUGGGUCUGAGCAUCGUAGGGAGGAGAUCGCGGGAUCACAGGAAUGACACGGGAGUGUUUGUGUCCGACAUCGUCAAAGGAGGGCUGGUGGACGUGGACGGCCGACUGAUGCAGGGCGACCAGAUUCUGUCGGUCAACGGCGAGGACGUCCGGUCAGCCACUCAGGAGGCCGUGGCUGCGCUGCUCAAGUGCUGCGUUGGGCCAAUAAAGAUGGAAGUCGGGAGGUUUAAGGCCGGCCCAUUUCACUCCGAGAGGCGGCUUUCCCAAAGUAGUCAGAUGAGUGAAACGGGCAGCUCCAAGGUGGCCAAUCAGUCUGGUUCUGAAUCGGAAAACCCCCCAAGUGAUUCUGACAUACCAAGCAAAAAUCAAGAGUCUGCAGAACAACAAGACAUCAGAACGGUUGAGUUCACUAAAGACCCCGGUGACACUCUAGGAAUCAGCAUAGCCGGCGGAGUGGGCAGCCCUCUGGGUGACAUCCCCAUCUUUAUCGCCAUGAUGAAUCCCAACGGCCUGGCUGCUCAGACACAGCUCAAGAUGGGAGACCGAAUUGUCAGCAUAUGCGGCACAUCAGCUGAAGGCAUGAGCCACUCGCAGGCUGUCGCUCUGCUCAAGAACGCCACGGGAACAAUACAGCUGCAGGUGGUGGCAGGUGGCGACACCACCGUGACGGGGCCCACUCAGAAGCAGGAUGGGGGUUCUCUGACGCCCAGCUGCAUCUUCCAGGAUGAUAUUGGCCCACCUCAGUAUAAGACCAUCACUCUCGAAAGGGGACCUGAUGGACUUGGUUUCAGUAUAGUCGGAGGGCACGGCAGCCCCCACGGAGAUUUACCUAUUUACGUCAAAACAGUGUUUGGAAAGGGAGCGGCGGCGGAGGACGGCCGUCUGAAGCGGGGAGACCAGAUCAUCGCUGUGAACGGGCAGAGCCUGGAAGGAGUCACGCACGAAGAAGCCGUCGGCAUCCUGAAGAGGACCAAAGGAACCGUAACCCUCACUGUGCUUUCGUAGGCGACAAACCACGAUCAGCGUCGUUUCGCUGUCCUGCGGCGAGACCGAGGCCGAAUCCACGGUGGUCUUGUUGCUAAGGUGACCGCGUGCGCCUGGAAGAGUUUAGAUAAUCGUGAAGAAGCUUUUUGUUUACUGUGGGUCUGAACACUGGGGUUCAUCGAAGCCUACUGACAGACUGAGAAGAGAUCACAACAAUAAGUAUUUUUAAUUACGUGACGCAUUCCCCUGACACUGGAUCAAAGUAUCUAAAUGCUGCUCUGAAGGAAAUUCCUAACGUCUUCUUUAAGCGUGUUUCGGAUUUAUUUGUUGAAGUAUAGUGCUGCUAGCGCUCGCGUGUAACGUCUUAUGACUCUGUAUUUGUUUUUGUACUACGCGUCACUAAAUGCUCAGAAACAUACAUGAACUAUUUUUAGAGUCACUUCUGGGGAAAAAAAGUGGGUCGUCUGAACUUGUGAUUAUAAGGUUCUUGUUUGCCCAAAAUAAAGUGAUCCGGUGUGUAGUUCUGGAGGUCACUGGUGUGUGUGAGUUUUGGAGUCUAGGCUGAAAGAUAACAUGUCUGUUUUAUCACUUUAAAUGUAUUUUUAGUGCUGUUUAUGUGAACACUGUAAUUAAACAAUAAAAGUGACCUUCGGCUUUAA